GUGCGCUGUGUCCCUCGGACACAGCGGAUCACCGAUCAAUGGAAAGAGCUGAAGACGUCGGCUCGGUUAUGUGAUCAGCUGUGUCCAAUCACAGCUGAUCACAUGGCACUGAUGAUCAGUGUAGACCCAGCAGUGCCACCUGUCAGUGCUCAUCCAUGCCGCCUGCCAGUGCCCAUCAUUGCCACAUCAAUGCUACAUAUCAGUGCCUACCAGUGCACAUCAAUGCCACAUAUCAGUACCCAUCUGAGCUGCCUUUCAGUGUCACCUAUCAGUGCCAGUCAGUGCCACCUAUCAGUGCUGCCAAUCAGUGCCACCUAUCAGUGCCAGUCAGUGCCACCUAUCAGUGCACAUCAGUGCUGCCUAUCAGUGCCCAUCAGUGCUGCCUAUCAGUGCCGCCUAACAGUGCCAGUCAGUGCCACCUAACAGCACCAGUCAUUGCCGCCUUUCAGUGCCCAUUAGUG
Messenger RNA from Staurois parvus, 461 nucleotides. The record is from the annotation of a GenBank genome assembly. NCBI's taxonomy places the organism in Eukaryota, Metazoa, Chordata, Amphibia, Anura, Ranidae.